CAACAGGAGAAUCAUUUCUAUAGUAGUCGUCCGCUUUUGUGUUCCCUAAAGGAGCUACAGAUCCCACCCGGGUUGAUGAUCCAUAUCCUCGGCUCCCUACAGUGAGAACCAUUUACUCUCGUUCUGCCUGUAAAGGCGGCAGUCACUGGCUUUCGGGUCGUGGCUGUAUAGAGAGUAGCGAUGAUCUGUACCCUGUCUUUCGAGGUCUUGCCUUCGGGCGCUCGGGCAGGGUGGGUGCCGAUGGAAGUCUGACCGGCCUUUCAUUUUUAUUUUAUUUUUUUAUGCUCUCGAGCUUUGCCCCAGACGAGAGGAAGAAGCUCCUUGGCUCAUUGGCGUUUUCCUGAAAAGCGCUCUGAGAAAACCUCUGGAACUGCUUCACACUUAUGCUAUUAUGUACGCGAUUUGCCAGCCAGGCUCAAGGACCCCAAUGUGCCGACUUUAUACCGCUUGUGGUUUACCAGUUCUCUUCCAAAAGGGGGUGGCUUGUCAAAUUCUGGCAGGUCCUUCUCCCAACUGCCCUGUUUGGAGACCCGCAGCCUUGGCAUGCGCGUGCUGUGGUUUUCUAAAUCAGGCUUCCCCAGGUUCCCCUUGACACGUGGACCCGCGACUUGUCAAGCUCCCAAUAUUCGUCUAACUGACUCCUGUCAUUGAAUGACACCUGCCCGGCAUGUGUUAAACGCCUUUCGUCUCCAUAUUUAAUUAACGGACGCAUAAUGUAUGGCUGCGACUUGUAACCGAACCCACAAAGCAUUAUCCAUGAAAAGAAAUGUGGGGUUGUGUAACUCGGAGUAGAACCUCAUCGACUUGACUUCUGCCCUUUCUAAAGAUACUCCAUCUUAGAUUUUAAGUCCCGUGAAAGCAGAGUUGUCUUGAUGCUGCACAACUCCCCGUCCCUAGCCACCUGACAAAAGCAGACAUACAUGGCUGUGCUGUGCGUUAUCAGUGUGUCUCGUGGGUCUUGGGUCUGGCCCAGCACUGUCGUAUUCCCAGGAUUCGCCGAAUGCGAGCAAAUCCCACCUCCCCUGUCUGUGAUGGUUCCCGUACGCUCUGAAAUAUCCAACUGCACGGUCU
Lasiosphaeria miniovina is the source of this 1071-nucleotide messenger RNA. RefSeq lists its product as uncharacterized. Bases 392 to 592 code for a protein of 66 amino acids. The record is from RefSeq and is a predicted model, not a curated record. The transcript has a single exon. NCBI's taxonomy places the organism in Eukaryota, Fungi, Ascomycota, Sordariomycetes, Sordariales, Lasiosphaeriaceae.